This is a messenger RNA of Xyrichtys novacula (pearly razorfish), 9127 nucleotides long. The record is from the annotation of a GenBank genome assembly. Lineage: Eukaryota; Metazoa; Chordata; Actinopteri; Labriformes; Labridae.
GUGGUUUACUAACUCCGGAUACGUGACAUGUUUGAUUCCCAAAACAGGAGAAACCAACAUUAGCAGAACAAAUAUAACAAAGAAGAACAGAAACACUAAACAAGAAACUGCAUCAGAAACAACAGCCGUAGGAGAGAAAAUAAGUACGAAACUGUUGAUACUUGUUGAAACAGACGCUUUGUCUGACAGAUAUUUCGAAGUAAUCGCGGAACAGUCAAUAUGCUUUAAGCUAAUAAUGAAGUUUUAACUUGCUAAAAUCACGUUAUGUCACUAAAACAGUCUUAUGAGAAGUGAUGGGUGUGUGGGAUCUCUAAUUAGCGUGUUAAACAGCUCACGGGGCUUUAGAGAGACAUGUUUUGGUUAGCUCAGUGAGCCUUUUGGCAUCAUUUUCUUCCUCUUAACAUUGGGUUUGUGCUCUUCAGCUACAAUUCUUCGUUUCUGAAAAUGUCUGAAAGAUGAGAGACUUAGGUCCAGAUUUAGAGACGCGUCCCUGGUGGAAGUGAGAAGGCAAAAGUUUUAUUAUUUAACCCACUUCAGUCGUAUUCUAUUAACAUCUUUCAAAAUAUAUGUGCAAGGAUUUUCUUAUAAUGUGGGACCGUCAAAGUUUCAUGUGACCUCUUUAUGUUUUUGUUACUCCAGGUGACAUGCUUCCCAGCAGGUGGAGGUUUGGCUGGGACAGGUACACUGAGGUGGACCUCUUCACAGACAGAGAUGAGUCCAACGUGGAGACUCUUUCUCAGGCCAUCAGAGCUGCCGUAUCUGAGGAGCCGGACGCAGACGGCAGUGUGCAGUUUGGGAGUCUGCAAGGCACUGUGGUGGGCCUCAGAUAUUACACUGGAGUGGUGAGAAUCAAUCAGAAUCCCCUUUAAUCACCAAUUGGAGUGAUGUACUUAAAUACAAUCAAGUGCAGAUGUGUUUAGAGACACCUGAAGUUGUCUGUUUCUGACUCUCUGGACAGGUAAAUCGAGGAGAAAUGGUUGGGUUGGUGCGUGAGCCUCAGAAUCCAUAUGACCGCAAUGCAGUGAUGGUAGCCAACGUUUAUGGCAACCAGGUGGGCCACAUCAAGAAGGAGCUGGCAGCAGCAAUGGCCUACAUCAUGGACAAGAACUUGGCAAAAGUAGAGGGGUGAGUAGAAUAGAAAUUGACAUUGAUAUGUUCUUGCAGUCUCCACAUAUUCACUAUUUUUUCAGCAUUCAAGGAAAGUCAGUGAUCAUUGUGUGUUUUGUGUUUACUGUGUCAGGGUGGUGCAUACAGGCACAAAUAACAAAUUCAGCAUGCCGGUGAUGCUCUCCUUCUGGGGGAAAGAAGAGAACAAAAAGGCUGUGAUUGAAAGCAUGGCACGCCGUGGAUAUAAACUGGACAUGAGUGGGAAACUAUUUGGUACAAACCUUCUCUUCCUGCUGGCCUAUCACAUUAACUGUUUAACGAAGGCUGUUGAAUCAGUUUUCUAACACUCUCAAAAACGUCACUGACUGUUUAUCGACUGUGUGCUUGUGUUUGAUUCCAGGGGCGAACUACAAAUCAGAUUACAGUCAAUCUGCUCGCGCACUGGCAUCUAAAAAAGGUUUGACCACCGCUCUAACUGCAGAAGAGGUAAUCUUCUCACUCUUAGUCCAAGUUUAAUUUAUCAUUUAAGUUUUUUAGUGAAGAUUUAAUCGAAUAUUUGGUGUUUAUGUUGCCUUUUCAACACUUUUUUUUCCCUUCAGCUGAAAAAUGCUUUUGACAACCUGUUUGAAGGCUUGACGGAGAGCAAAGAUGGAGAGAAAGAAGCUGCGAAGGUGAAUAUAGGACGUGUUUGUUCUGAUCUUAUCGUCUCACUUAGUUUUACUUUGUAUUGUUGCAGUAAUUUGAUCAGUGAGUAAUUGUUUGUUCUGGAUAUUGUGAGAUAUUUUAUGGGUAUAGGGGGGUACCAACCGGAGCUACCCAGUUAUUAGACUCUUCCAACUAUGAGUCUAUUACUAGUAGCUGAUGGUUUCUAGAUGAUCUCCUUUCUUUUUGCAGAUUUUGGAUAAUCUAUCCUGAAGUAGUUGUCCACAAAGUUGUGUAUUUCUGUCGGUGUCUCAGUGCUGUGCCACCAUCUCUCUCUGCAGUCUGUGGGCACUCCUCUCCUGCCGCACCAGAAGCAGGCGCUGUCCUGGAUGUGUGCUCGAGAAAACAAGUCUGGACUGCCGCCAUUCUGGGAGAAGAGAGGGGAUCUGUACUAUAACAGCCUGACAUGUUUCUCUGCCAGAGAAAUACCAGAGAGGGUUCGAGGGGGCAUCCUGGCUGAUGACAUGGGACUGGUUAGUGUAAAUAUAAGGGCCCGACCGAUUUAUCGUCGAGCCGAUUAAAUAGGCCAAUUUUUGCCCGUUUGAGACUAAUCGGUGAUCGGCCAAAACUCGGUAAAUAUACAUGAAAACAUACACGGUCGCAUUAGUUUCACACAUUUCUGACUGAAAACUUGAGGUACUCAUCAGUUGUAGUCGUAGACUUUGGCAUUUCAAAUAAAAUAUAUAAAUAUAUAAAAUAUAUCUGUUCAAUUUAUAUAAGCAUGUUAAUGUGAUAUUAUCUCCACUUUUAAGAUGUAAAGAUUAGUAAAAAAAAAUCAACACAUUUUAGAGGUAGAGCAGUAAGAUAUCUCAACACUGCUACUAUUUAAGCAUCAACACUAAAACCACUGUUUCUGUGUCCCAGGGAAAAACUCUGACCACCAUCGCUCUGAUCCUCACCAACUUUCACAAAGGAAAGCCUCUGCCUGUGGAGAAAUGUGUAAGUAGUGUUGGUGUAAAAACGUAGUUUUCAAUAAACGUGUUGACUUGAAUUCAACAGUUUUCAAGUGUUUGUUUACAUGUUUGCAGGAGGAGCAGUCGUCACCUCUCAAAGCCAAAAGUAAACCACACGUGGCCUCCAAACAAGAAGGUUCAGUGAAUAAGCUGCAGAUGUAAAUAUUUGACUGAAACGGGAGAAGAUCACUCAUGAUGAUGUGUUGUUGUUUUUUUUCAGGAGGCAGCAGUGCAGGACUCAGUGAUGGAGCUGCAAGUUUGAUGCAACCAGAUCUGUAAGAAGCAGAUCUUUAUUUGUUUAAGUGGGAUUUUAUGUAUCGGGCUGCUCAGCUCAGCUCCCUCUGUUGAUAAACUGACCAAAACCAACAUGUAAGCUAGGCUCUGAAUUCCAUCAUGUGAUUCAGCUGAUUGUAGGAAAAAAAUGUCAAAAUUUUCAAACUCAAACCUUUUUAAAGCUCCUAUAAGGAACUUUUUUACGUCCAUGAGCUUGACCAAAAGCGAACAAGACCAUCAGCAACAGGAUUGAUCAUUUUGAUGCUAUAAUUUUUAAUGCAAGAAAUCAGAGUGAAGGGGUAGGUGUCAUAAAAUGUUCUCAGUUCAACUGUCUAAAGUCAGCUGAGGUAUUUUUGUCAAAACUUACAACUUCAGCAUGUAGAAGACAAGAAAAGAAAGAAGUGCUUUGUCCACAGAGUGACCAGGAGGUGAGUUCCUCUAACAUAUUGUGAUGUCCUCUUUGUAUCAGAUAUAAGUUGGAGACGAUGGCUGCUAAUUUGUCAGAUGUGGUGGAAGAGGCGGUCAAUUCAGAUACAGGUAAAAAUCUUUUUUUUUCUGAUUGUAUAUACAGCUCCAAUCACUGUUUUUUACUUUUUCUAUCCUGUUUCAUUGUCAACAAACAUUUUUCUCGACCUCUCCGCACAGCCAAGAGCAAAGAAGAAAAGAAAGCCACCAAACGAAAGCAAGGUGAAGAUAAAGGCCAUGAAGACUGUAUUUUAAUUUUUCUCAUACAUCACAAUUUGAAAACAUUGAUCUCUACAUUUAAUGUGCAGAGGCCCCAGUGUUGCUGGAGGAUCUGGACUUCGCCGCGGCGCUGGGAGGCUCAGCUCCAGAUCAAAGCGCUAAGAAGAAGAAGAAAACAGCUAAAAAGGCCGCUCCCACACCAGGUAAGGUCUGACGCUACUUUUUAGUUUUCUUCAUCACUUUUUGUGCUGAAUGAUGUUUAUUUUUUAAUUCUCAGGUGUAGGAUCGUCCAUCCCUGAGAGUGCAGAAGACUUAUCGGCCAGAGCGACUCUCAUCAUUGCUCCGCUUUCUGUGCUGAGCAACUGGCUGGUAGGAACACAAGGAGAACCAGACACCAUUGAAAAGAGAAUCAAACCACCUCUCCACCUUUUAAGUUGUCUUGUGUCCUGUUUCCCUUCUCCUGUUUUUGUCCAGGACCAGUUGGAGCAACACGUGCGUCCCGAUGUGAAGCUAAACGUCUACCUGUAUUACGGCUCUGAGCGCAACAGAAGCAAGAAGUUCCUGUCCUCUCAGGACGUGGUGAUCACCACCUACAACGUCCUCUCUUCAGACUUUGGGGUGAGCUCAGAGAGGUCACAUGCGAUCUGAGGUCUGAUUCUGUGAGCUGAGCCAGAGGGCUUACUCAGAACAGAGGGAGUCAGGUAAAAUAAGACGUUUUUAGAGCUCCCUCUGGUGAGUGGCUCCAGUGUAAAUCUGUCAUAACAGGUCCAGACAUGUCAAAGAAAAUAAAAGUUCACAACUGAGGGAGCAUGAGGAACAGAUAUCGAGAUUAAUGUAGGGUCAGAGGAAGUUUCUUCUUUAAAAUAUCAUUUGUUUGUUACCUUUUCAGAAUAAGAGUCCCCUGCAUGGUAUCAAUUGGCUGAGGGUGGUUCUGGAUGAAGGGCACAUCAUAAGAAACUCCAAUGCGAAGAUGAGUAAGUCUGUGCUGGACCUCAAAGCUCAACGGCGCUGGAUUUUAUCAGGUAUACCUGCAUUUAAACAUGAGUUCAACUUUUACUCAAUGAAAAUAUCAGAUUUCACAUCAAUAUGAUAUUAUAUCACAGAAGUACGUUUCUCUGAACCCCUUCUGUUCAGGUACUCCUAUCCAGAACCAUGUGAAGGACCUGUGGAUGCUGCUGGCUUUCCUACGUCUGAAGCCCUUCGAUGUGAAGGAUUGGUGGAACCGAGUGAUACAGAGACCCGCCAUUCAAGGAGACAGGGUCGGCCUGCAGUGAGUGCUCACUGAUUCAUUUAUAACACAGCUGCAAUGAAGCAGUACACUCCAGAGGGCGCUGUUUACUUUUAAAUAUGAAGACACAGCUGGUCAGGAAAGAGGUUCAGUUUGUGUGGAAUUACAGCUGAGAUGUAAUAUCAUUCAAAUCUCGCAAUUUUCUCUCUUCGUACAUCUUUUGCAUUUUCCUCUAUCCUGGAAAAAUAAAAUAUAAAAUAAAUAAAUGAAUAUUAAAUUAUUAAAUUAAAUUAUUAAAGUAUUAAAUUAAAUAAAUAAUAUAAAAUUAUUUAUAUAUAUAUAUAUAUAUAUAUAUAUAUAUAUAUAUAUAUAUAAAAUAAAAAAUAAAAAAAUGAAUAUUAAAUUAUUAAAGUAUUAAAUUAAAUAAAUAAUAUAAAAUUAUUUAUAUAUAAAUAUAUAUACAUAUAUAUAUAAAAUUUAAAAAAAUCCCAAAAAUUUGAUUAUUGUUACCGUGCAGGAACCUUCAGACCCUGGUGAAGUGCAUCACCCUGAGGCGGACCAAGAGCAGUGAAGUCAACGGGCGCCCCCUGGUGUCUCUGCCUGAGAAGACAGUGUGUGUGGAGCAGGUCGAGCUGAGCCAGGCUGAGAGAGAAGAGUACGAACUGGCACGCAAAGAGGGAAGGAGCACCAUCAGCAGGUACGCGGUUUAUUUAUGUAGUGUGUGUGUGGACGAGGUCUUACUCUCUACUGUGCUUUAGAUACUUCUGGAUCCUUAAAAUCGUGUUACUGUGUUUCCACCUGCAGAUAUGUAGCUGAAGAGACAGUUUUGAGGAAUUACGCCGAUGUGUUGGUCAUCCUAAUGAAGCUCCGGCUGCACUGCUGCCACUCUGAUCUGCUGGCGAAGAUCACCUCCGACCUGGGUAAAACCCUUGAUAAGUACUGACUGGAUCACAUUGUGUUUUGAGGUCUGAUUUAAAUAAAUGACCCAAUAACAAGUUUAAAAAAUAUAUUUUUGCAUUAAUGGAUGUUAACUAAGUCUACAAUUAGCUUGAAGUUAAAAUAUCUAGUGUUGUAUUUGAUUGUUCUAACAGCAAAGUGACAUUCGUGAUCAUAUAACCUUUACAUUAGUGAUGACAGUUUGAUUAAAACUCAAAGGUAUAUAUACUUUGUGUCUUCAGUUCUACUUUUUUAGUUGUGUCUUUUCUGUCUCAUAUAAAUGUCCUAAAAUAAUCAUGUAGGUGCUUCAGCAACACCCGCCGAGCUGCGGGAGCGCCUGAUAGAAAAGCUGCGCCUGGUGCUGGCCAGCGGCUCGGAUGAAGAGUGCUCCGUGUGUCUGUGCUCAGUCCAUCUGCCGGUCAUCACGCACUGCGCCCACGUUUACUGCCGGCCGUGCAUCGCCCAGGUUAUCAGCACAGAGCAGGUGAACACUCUGAAUGAAGAAAAGACCUGUAAUAUAAAAGGCUUAAACACAUAUUCACAUAUUUCUCUCAGGCGCUAAACGCUGAUGUGCAAAAGCAGCUUCCUUGUUGGCACAGAGAUAGGACCGAUUUGCACCACCGUGCAUGGGAAAACUGGUUCCUUUCCUCCAGCUUCCUCAUGCUUUACUGUGGUUUUGCUUUAGUGUUGUAGAGUCAAGUCACACAUGAAAUGUGAGAAAGUGAAAAUAACACUUUAACUUUAACACACCACUUGGAGACACACUGUCGUAACCACUGCAGCACUUCAAGUUGUCUCUUCCUGUUUGGGGUCAGAUCCUGGGUCGUGUGUGUGCGUAUUAGUGUGUGUUCUUCUGAAGUGGUGUUUUUCCGCCUCUGCAUUUAUCUGCACUGCAGAUAUUAAGGCAGCCAAUCGGUGCAUCGAUUUAUCCUCAUAAUAGAUGAUAAGGCUGAAAACUGAGAGGCUGCAGAUCCUCCCAGAGGCUGUUGUUUUUUUUAAGUUGAAGACCUCUGAAUCACUUUUCACUACCAUACCAAUAAUUAUAAAUCUGCCCUAAUAUAACAGUCUGUCUUUCUCUGUGUGUGGUCUGUCGUAGGAAAGAGCUCGCUGCCCUCUCUGUCGGACUGAGAUCAAGACCAGUGAACUGGUGGAAUUCCCACAGGAGGAAGAGGAGGAAGGGAAAAGUGUAAACUCAGGGAAUUGGAAGAAGAGCUCAAAGGUAAAUCACACUGAAGCUGCUGAUGAAAAAUGAAGAAAAGAUGGAAAGUUACUUGUGCACCAAAAAUUCAACAGUGGUUGCGCAUGAGCUCAUCUGAUCCUGAUCAUUUUUGUAAAUCUUUCCUUUUUUUUUUUUUUUGUGAUCAAUUUUUUAUUUUGUUUUAAUUCAUUAGAUUUCCGUUUAUCCACACCCCUUGCCCCCGACCUUGUCCAAAAAAAAAAAAAUAAAUAAAAAAUAAUAAAAAAAUCUUUUAUUAUAAAAAUAAAUAUAAGUGUGUCUAAAUACUAUAAACUAAGUAGUUUUCUUUGGUGGUGUGACAGUUAUGGACAGAGGGCAUGUGUACCAUCUUGGUUCUGGUUUCAACCCUCUUUUUGCCUCUGCAGGUGCAGGCCCUGAUGGGGAACCUGCUCAGACUGCGAUGUGAAGACAGCAGCGUUAAGUGCUUGGUUGUCUCUCAGUUUACACGCUUCCUCACUAUCCUGGAAUCUCCUCUCAGGUAAAAAAAAAAACAGUGCGCUAGCAUCGGUUUAACUCUAAUUGUUAUUAUUUAUUUAUUAUUUGUAUUUUUCCCCUCCUCUUCACCAGAGAACAUGGUUUCAGUUUUGUGCGUCUCGACGGCACCAUGACCCAAAAGAGGAGGACUCAGGUCAUCAAAGAGUUCCAGAGCUCAGACCCUGACAGCCCCACUAUAAUGCUGCUGUCACUCAAAGCUGGAGGGGUGGGGCUUAACUUGACCGCUGCCUCUCAUGUUUACCUCAUGGAUCCUGUAAGUUCUGAUUUAGAUCAGGAUUGAGACGCUAUCACAUCCCCGAAAAGAGUAACUGCCUUAGAUGUUGGCUGCAAGAAGCUCAAGUUAACCAACAACCGCUGUCGUAGUUUGACUAUUUUAUGACAGUUUAAGACACUGUACGUAAGGACAAUUGUAAAAACAGAUGGACUUUAAGAGAAAAAAUGUUUAAAGCUGCUUGUUCACUUGCUGUUUUGUCUGUUUUAGGCCUGGAAUCCUGCAGCCGAGGAGCAGUGUAUCGACCGCUGCCACCGUCUGGGUCAGAAGAGGAAAGUUGUCGUGACCAAGGUCAGAAAACUUUUCUGUUUCUGUUUCAAAAUAUCACAUUUUGGAUUAUUUUUCUUUAUGUCUGUAUUUGAUUAUUUGUUUGUUUUCUGUUGGUUUUAGUUCAUCGUGAAGGAUUCGGUGGAAGAGAACAUGGUGAAGAUCCAGAGGCAGAAGCAGGACCUGGUAGAGAAGGCUUUUGGAUCCACAAACACUGAUCGGAAAACGUCUCGCAUUGAUGAAAUCAAAGCUCUGUUGGAGCUGUAGAUGAUUUCCAGGGGACUUAUAAAACCCUGAGACCAUGACCAAGAGGUUUUAUUUCAAACACUUGACUGAGUUCUUUUCAGGGGGCAGCUCAGAGACUUUGUGCACAUGAUGUUUUGUUCAUAUUGUUAAUAAUUUGUUCAGAGUUUUGCAUCAAAAGUCUUAAUUUCUUUAUAUUUGUUAACGUCGUGCUGCAGUUCAGGCUACAGGAUUUGCUGAAUGGCGAGCUCUCUUCGUUUUCUUCAUUCGAUGUGACGCAAUGAGCUGGUUUGGCAUUACUAGUUCCAACAAAUCUGCACAUUUUGAAAUGAAAACAAAGAAGUCCAAAAAACUGUUGUCCACUUGAGAGCGGCCCGAAAGACUGAUCCCAUCAGUGCCCUCAUUUAGACGUACAAUAUCUUUAAUCUGGGGUGUUUACUAACCUCCUGAACCUUUUGCCAACCACAGAAAUUUCCACAGGUUUUUGUCUAUGAUUCAGCAGCACAUCUUUAUAUCUGUCAGUAUUUCCAAUCACCUGUUCAGAGACUUAUAGUUGACCUCUGAGACUGUCCAUGUUUUGUACAGUCUGGUUAUAACCCUUAGGUUAUGGUCUUCUGUUGUGUGUUGGAUGUUUUUCUGCCAUGUGUAGUUUCUGUAUUUGACCGAUCACAAAGCAGCGUUCAGAACAUCAGUCUGCAAACAAAGAAUAAAUGCUUCUGCAUGUUUUCAUA